Messenger RNA from Pundamilia nyererei, 7097 nucleotides. RefSeq names its product partitioning defective 3 homolog B-like. The coding region runs from base 944 to 4282 and encodes 1112 amino acids. Gene Ontology annotation, molecular function: protein binding; phosphatidylinositol binding. Gene Ontology annotation, cellular component: adherens junction; apical junction complex; apical plasma membrane. Lineage: Eukaryota; Metazoa; Chordata; Actinopteri; Cichliformes; Cichlidae. The transcript has 25 exons. Gene Ontology annotation, biological process: intracellular protein localization; establishment of centrosome localization; cell adhesion. The record is from RefSeq and is a predicted model, not a curated record.
GCGGUGGAGGAGCUGGUCAGGAACUGGUCAGGAGCGGUCGGCAGUGAAGGAAUCUCAAAACUUUUCCAAAACAUAGUUUACUGCUCCGUUACCUGCUCCAGUACACGCCCAGUUUACCGCCGAAUAUCAAAACUGCGUCCCCGUCUUCUUAUCGUGCCUGUCCGGGAUGUAGUGGAUGCAAGUGACGGCUUGGAAAAAAGGAAAGUUGGGAGAGGGAAAACUUGUGGAAUGAUGCCCGACCGACUGCAUCCCUCCCUCCAAAGUUCAGCUAAGGUUGCUAACGUUAGCUAGCGAAGGAGCCAGCUUCGGCUAGCUGUUAUGUGAAAGUUUGGAUAAACUUUUGUCUGACUGGUAAAACACGUAGAAACACGGCAUCUGUGAUAGUGGAGGAAGCGUGUGGAGAUCGGAGAGCUGUGACAGACUGAAAGCGUCCACCCCGGGUUUGUUAUCAUAGCCGGGGCUAGUGCAGCUAGCUGAUACACAGCUAACUUUAUUACAAGUUAACUACAGUUAAGCCGCCGUGAGGCAUGACAGGACACACCGCUCAGCUCCAUCACGCAAACAGUGCAGUAGUUUAACGCUUCAGGAAGCUGUGUUCAGACCUGCUGAGUUGUAUCCUUAGCUAUGCUUGAGGAGACGAGGAGAGGAGCCAUGGUUACCUUUGCAUGUGAAGGCGGCUGGAUGUACUGAGAUCACAAAAUGACUCUAAUGCCCGUGGAGAGUUCUGGAAAGCAGUUUGGGUUUUAGAAAUCUAACUUUUAUUUGGAUGCAGCUGUGUUCAAGCCACCUACAGCCAGUACUGUGUUUUUACAUUUUUGGUAUUUGAUGACAUCCUUGCCUUCUUGUCAAGUCUUUCCGGGAGGCCUUCCUGCAUUGUUACGAACAUUGCUCAUCAUCUGCAUCCAGAGGGCUCGGAUCUGGGAUAAGGUGGAGAGCAGCCAUCAUGAAGGUGACAGUAACAUUUGGGCAGACAGGUGUGGUGGUGCCAUGCAAGGAGGGAUGGACCGUGAGGGACCUCAUCCAGCAAGCCACGCAGAGAUACAGAAAACUCCUGGAGCAGGAAGGAGAUUUCUUCAUUCGGACGCACCAUGUUGAAUACUGUGACGGGGGGAUUCUAGACCCCGACGACAUACUCAGCGAUCUGGUGGAAGACAAAGACAAGCUGAUGGCGGUUUAUGAGGAACAUGAAGCCCAGCAGAGGAGCACGGCUAACACAAGCCUGGCCCCGAGUCCUGACCACUACCAGUCUGAGCUCUCGGUUUUCCAGCCAAUCACGGGAGGAGAGAUUGAAGUCAAUUCCUCAGCACUCAAGUCCAACACACCCCUGCUGGUGCGAAGCAGCAGUGAUUCUGCCCUCAGCCCCCAACCAGCAGAGUCUGAGCCCUCCUUCAAGGAAGACAACACUUUGAUGGCAGCUGGUCCCACUGUGGAGAGGCCAGCAGGGGUGGAGCGGCCAGCCAAACACCCCUUCAGUGGAAGCCUGACCAGAAUGGUGGAGAUCCUAGGAGAGGACAGCCCUCUGGGAAUCCACGUGGUUCCCUACUGCUCGUCGCUCAGCGGACGGGCUCUUGGUCUGUAUAUCCGUGGAGUGGAGGAAGAGAGCCGCUCCAGAAAGGACGGCCUGUUUCAGGAAGACGAGUGCAUCGUGAAAAUCAACGACACCGAUCUCAUGGACAAGACCUUCAGCCAAUCUCAGGAUGUGUUCCGUCAGGCGAUGCGUUCCCCGGUUGUACGCCUGGAAGUCGUGCCUUCUUUCAACAGAGAGCGCUAUGAGAAGAGUCUGAUUGGUCAGCUGUUUGGCAAUAAUACCGGUCCCACCGGCAGCCCCCGAAACACCAAAGAGCCUCCGCCCCCUGUCAAAGCCAAACCUGUGUUUAAACCCUCGGAGAAUUCAGCCGUGCGGCUGGCGGAAGAGACGGCCGGCCUCGAGCCGGGUUUCAGUACCCCGAAGGGGAAAAGUGAGAGCCCCCUCCUGAAGAAAAGCCCCGCCCUCUCUAGCUUGAUGGCCAAUAAGAGAGGAGGACGAAGACUAAGGAUCGAUUUAAAGAAAGGUCCAGAAGGUCUUGGAUUUACUGUAGUGACCAGAGAUUCUUCGGUGCACGGUCCCGGUCCGAUUCUAGUGAAAAACAUUCUGCCCCGCGGGGCUGCGGUGAAAGAUGGACGCCUUCAGUCUGGAGACCGCAUACUCGAGGUAAACGGUGUGGAUAUCACAGGCGUGGGCCAGGAGGAGCUGGUGUGCAUGCUGCGCAGCACGCGGCAGGGCGAGAGCGUGUCUCUGGUGGUCCUCCGGCAGGAAGACAUGUUCCUACCCAGAGAAAUGAGGGACGAGGUGUCCCGCGUGCCGAGCGUGGUCUCAGAGAAUGGAAAGGAGCAGCUCAUGUUUGAGGUGCCCCUCAACGACACCGGCUCGGCGGGGCUCGGCGUCAGCCUCAAAGGGAACAAGUCCAGGGAGACGGGAGAGGAUCUGGGAAUCUUCAUCAAAUCCAUCAUACACGGAGGAGCUGCCUACAAGGAUGGACGCCUGCAUGUCAAUGACCAGCUGGUGGCUGUAAAUGGAGAGUCUCUACUGGGACGCCCCAAUCACAUGGCCAUGGAGACGCUGCGGCGCUCCAUGUCACAGGAGGGCAACGUCAGAGGGACCAUCCAGCUGGUGGUGCUGAGAGCUUUAAAGGAUCAACACGGUGGAUCCCCCAGUCGCUCAUUUGACAGCUCCUCUGGCCUCUCUGCACCGAUGAGCCCGAUGAACGGUCAGGCCGCUGAGACCGUUCACCUCCCUCUGGUGACCAACGCCAUUUAUGCAUCUAAUGUAACCAACGGGAGUUACUCUCACAUGGAUGAGGAAGAGGACGGGCUGCUGUAUGGACACGACGCUGACUUCAGCAGCUCCAAUCAAAACUCUUAUCUCCAGGAAAGGGAAAAGCCUCACGUCUCCAGCCCGGCUCAGCCCCAGUCUCCCACCCAGAACCAGAACCAGUGGCAGAUCCAGCACGUCAAAGCCUCGAAGAGCAUGGACCUGGUGGCAGAUGAGAACAACGUUGGAUCCCUGGCCGGAAGCAAUGCAGAUGAUGGUACCGAGCCCAGUUCAGGUCGGGACACGCCUGCGAGUAGUUCCUCUCGGCAGGGAGUUGGUGACCAGGCCGAAGAAAAAGGCAAGAAAGAGAAGAAAAAGAAGGCAAAAACAAAGAAGAAAGAAAAGAGCAAGGUGAAGGGGAAAGAGAAGGAGAAGAAGAAGACCGAGGAGCCCGAGGAGACGGAAAAGAAGAGCAAGAAAAUCGGCUUCGGCCUGCUGAGAUUUGGAAAGAAAAAAGAGGAGAAGAAGGAAGCGAAGGCCGCUCUGCAGCGACAAAAGUCAGACCUCCUGAGUGACCAUGAGCUCGAGAGGAUGAAAGAAGAGAGAGAGAGAAUCGAAGCAUCGCAUCCCGAGUUACAAGAUCAGCGGCAGGGCGGCGGCGGCGGUUCGGCAUAUCCCGAUUUUGAAGAUGAUGACGCAGAUCCCAACUACGCCCGUAUACAAUCCUUCAGGGACCGAGAUAUGGGCUCGGUGCCACAGCCUCUGUCUCAGUCGCCUCCCUACAGAGCGUUUCAGCACGCUCGUACACCUUCCCCUCUCGGCCCAUCCGGCUUUCAAGGGCACGGAAAUCAUACUAACGAGCCCGGAGUCAUCCCCGAUGAUGAUCCUCUGGAUAGGCUCUACGCCAAAGUCAACAAAUCAAGGGGAGCUGGAACUACGUCUCCUCCUGCUCCUCCUCAGGCUAAUGACAGUAUGGACCGGAUCCAGCAGCUGAGACGAGAAUACCAGCAGGCUAGAAGAGAAGGAAUGGUGCCGCCAUAUGAAGAGUUGGACCCACGACGCAGAGGCCAUGAAAACGACCCACACAGGGUGCCGGGCAGAGGGGCAGAUCACCGUCUGACACCACGCUAUGAAGAGGUGGAACGCCAGUAUGCCUCCUUACCGAGACGAGGUCCGUUAGAUGCAGCUGACUACCCCAUGCAGCCAUGGUCAGGUCCCUACCCCGGGCCUCCACACGCCCAGCAGGGAUACCCCCAGGCACCAUCCUACCCCACCUCCCAGUCUGCCCCAUCUUAUCCCAACUACCCACCUGGUCAGCCAUACCCACGGCAAGGAGACCCUCGAGGCAUCGACCCUGGCUACUACCCCCACCCUAGCUCUCAGCAGAGAGGGCCCCUGCGGCAGGAUGUGCCCCCAUCUCCCACCCCGCCUCUUCGGGGACUGCGGUACGACACGAUGACACGUGGAACUGGGGGUGGGGGUUACAGGUAGGGCCGAUUUGUGGGUGGAGACCAUUCCAGGCACCGGUGGGAGCUCGGUACAGACCAGCGUGGCUUUACUCGGGACGGAGGAGGACAGCAACAGCAAACAAACCCAAAGCAGAAGACGGCGUGACUGCAGCUGUGCAGACACAUCGAGUCCUGACAUGACAAUAAGCACAAAGUCACGUCUUCAUAGACGCAGUUUUCCUGCGUUCAGCUCUCCACUGAAGUUAAAACCUCAUAAUGCGAUGAUCCGAAUCCCCGACAUUAUCAAACCGUGUGUGUGCUGGUAGGAGUGUACGGUAAGGUAAAGGAGGUUAAUUACAGAGUAGAGGAUGCGUAAUGUCUUGUUUGUUUGAAGUCAUUUAAAUUGCUUUGAAUCUUCGGAGAGUUUAAAAUGAGCAGGUUUUUACUUUUCACUGUACUCUGAUUAAGUUGUCUCUUGUAAGAAUCUGUCAGGGCUGCAGAGGUAAUUGGAUCCAUUUAAAUUAAGCUGACAUUCACAGCCGCUGCUGCAGCAGGAUAAAGGACAAUAUCCACAAAUGCAAGCUAAAGUAACGCACUAACACUGACUGUAGAUGGAGGUUCAUGCAGAUAUGAAUAACUCUUUAUUAUGUUUGUGUAAUGAAAGCGUAUUUAUUCUCGAGAUCCGACCGUUCACGUGGGCAAAGAUGGGACUGCAGCGCCUCCGCUUUUCCAAAACAUUCCUCCUUUCCUCUCUUAGUAAUGGCUGCACAUUACAGCGCUCCAAUCAGCACUCUGGAACGCUUUAUUCCUCCAGAUAAACAAAAACACUCGUUUAGAGGCCGGCCGAUGUCUGAAGUGACCAAUCAGGGAUCAUGCCACUAAUACCAGCAGAUUUCAUCCUCAUGAGUAAUCUGAUCAUAUCCUGUGUUAUCAAAAAGAGUUAUUGAUACGUGUGAAUCACACUGAGCAGCACUAUACGAAUGAUCUGUCCUCGCUGUUCGGUGCAGGACGAGGCGGAGCCCACGUCUGCUCCGUGGUUCGCUCCACGUUUGUUUGACCCUGUUGCUGCGUUUCGAAGCAGCUUAAGAAGUACGAAAUAUCUCAUUUUAGCAGAACUGUAAAUUAUCUAUGGAUGGUCGCUUUAUUUAAAAAGACCUCCACGUGAAUGUAUGAUGAGCUUACGUUUUACAGACACGUCCACCUGUGUGGAGUGAUUUGAUUUUCCGACUUCCUGCAAGAAGCUCCGGAAAAGGCAGGACGACAAUAACACAGUCGGGGUAAUCGAGGUAACCAGGUGUUCCACAGGUGGAGCUGUUUUCAUUCUGCCUUCUUUUAAAGCGUCUCUGAUGUGUUGGAGCUGUUUGAGCUGCUUUUCCAGCCCGCCGAGUAAACCGGACAGAGAGGAUUUUCUUUUUUAGGCAGCUUUUUGCAGAGCGGGGAUAGAGGUCGCUUUCACUGUUACUCUGCACCGUGCGCUCUGCUUUGGAUUUGAAGGACGGUUCAGUGACCCGACGGUGUAGGCAUCACUGCUCGAACAUGAAGUGAGCUUCAGAGUGCUGUCAGCGCCGCACCAUAAUGCAGAUCCAUUUUGCCACUUAGCAAAAGUUAAGUGUGACUAAGAGUUAAAGCCUUGCAUAACAUCUGUGUUUCACACCACAAAGCUCAGCAGUAUUACUUUCAAUGGAGAUUAAAUGUCUAAAAUGACACCUCGGUAUCGGGCGGACUGCGGUUCUCUCAGUGUGGCCGAGGCUGAAGGUCCGCCAACCUGAAUGUUGAGAUUAAUGCAAAAGAAUGUAACAUGUAGAUUUUAUCAGAAAGGCUUUUGUGUUGGAAGAGUUGGAUAAAGGGAGGUUAAGGAAAGGUAGAGAAAGAUGUGAGAACAGGUAGAAAAGAAAAAGAGGGAAAUAAAGAGAGAAAUGUCAGGGAUGUGUAAUAUUUCAGAAUAAAUAUGAAAAGGAAACGGUUGAAGAAAUGGUCCGAGAGGUAAAUGCAGUGCAAUUUGUGCAGCAUUAGUUGUGCUGUAGGAGUGAAUGUAGUGACUUUGUGAAGUUUUCAUAAUUAUUUCUCCUUUCGUGUUGUCACGUUUCACCAGUGUGAAAACCAGACUUGCAAAUCAAGUAAUAAAGCACAUUUUCAGAGACUGAUGAACAAAUCACCUGCCGGGUUUAGAGCAGAAACACUGAAACAACUCGCGUCCCCUCGGAUCGCUUUCUCCUCGCUGAUGAUGAUGAUGAUGUUACAGAGUGAGCAGCACCUGAGAAAAUGAUCCUUCUGAGAACAUGUGAAGGAUUUUCAUGGCAAACAUGUCAGGAGUCUCCCCGCUGUGUGUACCUGGAUGCUGGGUCAGCGCCUGGAGAAGCUUUUAAACAGUAUUUGAAAAACGUGACGCGUUGCAUGAAGGCGUAUCUGUUUCAUUACACAGUUUUCACGUAUGUAACUCUUCACAAGCAUUUAUUUUUACGUUUCUUUUUUUAAUGCUAGUUGAUGAUGUUGAAUCGGACCAGAGCCACGGGAUGUUUGGCUUUCGUUGCCACGGGUACGCUGCAGAGCUUCCAUCGCUUUUUUCCUCCUCGUGUCGUUUAAACUGCACGAGCAGUUUUAAACUCUGCGCAGCGUGGCUGACGCGUCGAGCAUCCUGCAGGGCUCUUUGGUCUUUAGCAAGUUGCACAAGUUGAAGGUACUCGCUAGAAUCUUCUGUACGAAGGGUUUCUGCUACUCCUGCUUCUCCUUUUAAAGAGAUGUAGAAGGAACCAACUAAUAACCUCUGUUACCUAGAAGUAUAACAUGCUUUAUCAUAACGCUCGAAUAUACGAAAAAGUCAAAUUUCAUUUUAUAAUGUAACAAUUCUGUCAUUGUUU